Molecule: messenger RNA, 3051 nt
Organism: Besnoitia besnoiti
Lineage: Eukaryota; Apicomplexa; Conoidasida; Eucoccidiorida; Sarcocystidae
Exons: 2
Coding region: 1-3051 (1016 amino acids)
Source: RefSeq, a predicted model, not a curated record
AUGAUGCUUCUCGCCGCAGGGUUGCACGAUCUGGCACAAAUCCAUAGCUUCCUCAAAGACUCUGACACUGCAGCAGGGCUGCUGCAAGAGGCCGUGUCUAUCGUGGAAAAAGCUGACAAAACGGAACAUCGUGUAUGCCAGUAUUUUCACGACGUGCUCAAGCGUCUGCGUGCGCGGCAGCAACACCGGUCGACAGUCCGUGUUAGAGAGCCGGAUGAGGCCGCGAAAAACAAGAGUGACGAUGACAUUAAGAAUCCAGGCGCAGUAUCGCGCGCGCGGCCUAAAGACGAAUCAGCUGAACACACUCCAUCUAGGAUAUCGACGCUGUCGACACUCGGGUCUCUCUCGUCGUCGGAGUGUGACAAACGUAGAGACGCACUUUCAGCGUCCAUUGGCGUCGAGGUAAAGCCUAAUACGGAGUGUGGAUAUGGGGUAACUCCCUCGUCGAGGAACAUGGGGGCUGAGAGUACCGUUAGCAUCACCGAAGUAUUCUCCGCUUCCGCUUCUUGUCCCAGCCGCGUACCAAAAGCUGCUCUUCUCAGCUCGGGCGGAAAACGCAAACUCAGUCGAGCACCCAGUUCGAAUCGAGCCUUGCCAUUCGUUGAACCAAGCACGGCACCUCAGUCGCCGUCUGUAACUUCUGUAGUCGCCCCUCGACUUUCCUCUUCAGCUGUAUCUGCAGCUGAUCCUCUCUCGCUUCAGACGUCGUCUGGACCUUCGCAUCAGUCCGUCCUUCCAUCGUCUGUGACUCCCACUUCUCUUUCCUGCAACGACAUGUCUGCCGCAUGGUCACCAUCUACAAACGUGAAAAUGGAGGUCUUUUCAGAAACAUGCGCCCCAGGCAGCGUGAGGGCAGAGGCGCUCGUCGGAUCCCUGAAGCGCUUGGCGUCAGCGGCUGGAAGAGCCUCGGGACGGCGAAACCCUCGCUGGCCUCGAGGCGUGUUCAGACCCUUCGUACGGGGUUCUACAAUGCGCGCUAGCGCUCUCACAGCUACCGGCAAAGGUCGUGUUGGGCGCGCUAGCGCGGUUCAGACGCGAACCCCUGCCGAAACGGGUUGCGGCAGCGUUGGCGGAUGUGCGUUUGACGAUGGGAUCGCUGAUUUGCGAGGCACUACGGGCGUCGCCGCUUGUGCCAGUCCAGAGAGAUCUGCGCACAACUGCGCCAUCGCUGGCAGGUACGCCGAACUCGAAAAAGGCAGGAGGUGCAGCGUUUUUGGCAGCCCUGGGAACAGCAGAAGUGGGAGUCGCGGUGACGCCGGAGAAGGGCUUCUGAAGAAUUGCUGGCUGACACCCCGUACGAGGCAGAGCUACGAAUCCCUGCUAGACGUCGCGGACCUCUUGAAUCGCGGGGAGUGCACUUCACCAGCAGCGGGACACAGGCGAGGCGGUGGAAGAUGCGAGACACCCUUAUCCGCUGGGCGGCAGCCGCUGAAUGCGCCGACAAGAGCGGUCAGCGGCCUAAACCUCUGCUGUUUGGGAGCUUCGUCUGCAGCAGCCAGCCCUCCCUCGGAGUCGUAUGCAGAGGCUAAUGAAGACAGGGUCCAGCAAGUCUCACCGGCCAAAGGAACACUGCGAAAGGCUCUGAGCUCGAGUGCGAAUCAAAAAGGAAGCACACACGCCAGGGCAAAGCCACUGACUCGGCGUCGCCUCAUAGAGUGCUGCGCUCAACCUGAAUGCCGAGCGACGUGUGAGUCCAGUGAGCUGAGCGAAGAGGCCGACAGCAGCUCAAAUCUGCGCAGCCGACACCUGGGCUACCCCUCUCCCUCCUCCUCAGCUUCCUCCUCCCCUUCUCAGCGCAUGUCGUCGCCCGACAGUAGCGACGACAGCUUCUCUCUGGGUUGUCGACAGCCAGUCAUCCGUCCACUGGACCAGGAAGGCAACACGGCAUCCAGCGACGUGUUGAAAUCCCGAGGUGCUGGCGGAAGAAGCUCUGCGACAUCUUCGACCCCGACAGCCACGGGAGCGUUGCAGGCUUCGCUGAGCUCUUCAAAGCCGUCUGAGGCGCUCGAGCAGCCUGCAGAAGGGUCGAAAGAAUGUCAGCAGGACAAGCCCGCGUCCGCCUGCUCUGAAGUUACGGCGGUUUGUCACUUUUGCGGUGUCGCGGAAAUUCUUCACUGGCGUCGAGAACGGGCGCCCGCACAGCACACGGCGCCUCUAGGCUGCUCCGUCGCUGAGACCCUUGGACGUUACAGCCGAGGCGGCGGAAAGUUGGGGGAAACAGGAGUCGAACUCAUGAAGGGCGCGCGGGAGCUCCCCCGACCCCCUGUACGUACAGUGGAGCGACGGAGGUGUGCGUGUCGAGUGACAUUUUAUCGCGAUAUGACGUGGAAAGUGAUCGUGAACCCUUUAAAAUCGCUCGCAAGCGCGGACCUGGAAGACCGACACGAGGGCUCUACGCCUGGGGCAAACCGCUGUUGCGGAAACGAGAGUCGACGGCGAAGGGGAAGGCCACAAGAGAUAGACGAUAGGCUCGAUCUUUCGGCGCAGCUUGAACUUACCGGCCGCAUGAGGACGCUGGAGGGCGUGGGGCAAGGGGAACCAGGCAGAGAGGCAAGCAGUCCACCGUUGAGCGAGGACGAGAAGCCUGGGGCGCGGAGAGAUUCUUCCGCGCCGUACUCAGAGGAACACACCGGACCCCCUGCCACAGCCUCACGACCCGCGCGUGGCUGCACCGCGACGAUCGCUCAGCUUCGCGAAGAGGCGAACUCCAUUAUUCAACAUCUCCUUAUCGACCAGCAGGCAUGUCCCGACGGCGCCAGCCCCUCCAAACCUGAGAACAACGCGAGACGCCGGAUGCAGACAGAAGGCUCCACGACCUCUGCAGCCCGCUCAUCGGCCGCGGCGACGAGCCCUUCAGACAGGCAAAAUGGGGAUGCAGAGCAGAGAGAAAUCGGCGGAGGGCGCAGGGCUGGGGCGUCAGAUGGAGGGCUAGAGGCGGAGGCGACGCAUGCGCGACAUGCCUCAGCAGCUCUCAGACUUCAUGAGUAUUUGGUCCAAAUCGACAGACCUCCCGUACCGCUCAUGUUUGUGCUCGGGCCCCUCAUAUCCUGA